AGCGGCAAGAACCGGCGUGCAUUCUUGGCACGCGGGCGUCUUCGAUAAUAGGUCGUCGGUAGGAUCACGGACGGACAGAGGCUGGAAUCAACGCUACGCCAUACAAGCCUGCUUCCUCUUGGCGGACCACUCGUGGGCAACAACAUUUGGCCGUCAGUCGUCCCUCGCCGCUUCGCAGCCCUCGCGCAGGUGGACAAAUACCAGUCGGUUUGCUUUGAUUUCAAGCCCAGAAAUCGAAGACCAGGUGAGAUCAUGUGGUGCUCCAGGUAACUCCGCGGGAUCGUCUCGGGGCGCCGAAGUUGUCGUCACUGCAUAAGACCCUCACCUUUCGGCUUAAAACGUGCUCACCAAGUUUUUGGUCAUUCGAACGUAUAUGCGAUGCUGCACUGAACUAAUGUGCGUCCUUAGUAAAGUAACCUCCGCCAUAUCCAGCUCAAGGAAACUAAGAGAUCAUGAGCGGAAGCCAGUGUGCGCAAUUGGUCCAGCAACGGCAAUCCCUCUGCCGAGACUUUUCAACUACGUAUGCCAUUAAUAAAUGGGUGUACGCAUUUCUGGGCCACAUUUUCAUCAUCGUGGGAAGCCUCGUUGGUCUUUCCCUUCUGCCUGCGCUGCUGGUCAGCAACCACUUGCAUCAGGCCUUCUUCGCCUCCUUCUACAGAAUGUGCCAGUGGAUCUGGGGAAAGAGCUUUGCCGAAGUGCGACGCAACCUACUGGUGCGACUUGACGACUUAGUGUCACACAGCGAGUCGCUCAAGGCUCGAGGAGCCGUGCGUGUGCUGGAGGUAGGCCCCGCCUUCGGACCCAACCUGGAGUUUAUGCGUCGACCCGUCGAGUACUGGAAGGUGGAGCCAAACACUCAGUUCGACGAAGCGUUCCGAAAGAACCUCGAGGCGAAUCCAAAGGUGCAGCUGAAACGUUCCAUCUGCGGAUACGGCGAGAACAUGGACGUGCUGCCGAACGGCUACUUUGAUGCAGUGCUGUUAACUUACGUACUCUGCUCUGCGCAAGAUGGCCGCAAACUUCUCGAUGAGUGCAAGCGUGUUCUCGCAAAGGGUGGCCUUCUCCUCUUUAGCGAGCACGUGGGUCAUCCCCAGGGCAGCCUGGCAAGAUUUAUCGAAGACAUCUUCACCCCGUUAGCCAAGAAUGUCGCCUGUGGCUGCCACUUGAAUCGUGAUAGCGCGGACUUGAUAAGAAAUUCUGGCUUUGCCAGCGUUGAAAUGCAAGAGGUAGACCUGGACAUUCCGUUUGUGGUAAGCCACCAAAUAUAUGGCGUUGCCACAGCAUAAACAGUCGAUGCAAGCAAGCUUUGCAUAAACGUUUCUGACACUGCUGUCCUAAUAAACAUGUCUUCAUUUGCAACAAAUACA
Molecule: messenger RNA, 1367 nt
Organism: Dermacentor silvarum
Lineage: Eukaryota; Metazoa; Arthropoda; Arachnida; Ixodida; Ixodidae
Product: thiol S-methyltransferase METTL7B
Exons: 4
Coding region: 453-1286 (277 amino acids)
Molecular function (GO): S-adenosylmethionine-dependent methyltransferase activity
Source: RefSeq, a predicted model, not a curated record